CGGGUCCGUCUAGAAUUCGCUCCCGAGUGCGUCGCCGUUCGACUUCCCUGGAAACCGCGGCUCGCGUCCGCCGCGUUCCGUUGCCGGCGCUCCGCUGCUGUUGCUUCAGCCUCGGGCGCUGAGCGCCACGGCCUGGGUGCAGGAUGGAGGCAAAGGCGGCCUCCACGCCGGCUACUGGUGGCGCCGGGUGCUCGGUGACGGCGGAGGAAACCGAAAAGUGGAUGGAGGAAGCGAUGCAAAUGGCCAAAGAAGCCCUAGAAAAUACUGAAGUUCCCGUUGGCUGUCUCAUGGUCUACAACAAUGAAGUUGUGGGGAAGGGACGAAAUGAAGUUAAUCAAACCAAAAACGCUACUCGACAUGCAGAAAUGGUGGCCAUCGAUCAGGCCCUGGACUGGUGCCACCAAAGUGGCAAGAGUCCUUCUGAAGUAUUUGAACACACCGUGCUGUAUGUCACUGUGGAGCCUUGUAUUAUGUGUGCAGCUGCUCUCCGCCUGAUGAAAAUUCCGCUGGUGGUAUACGGCUGUCAGAACGAACGAUUUGGUGGUUGUGGCUCCGUUCUAAAUAUUGCCUCUGCUGAUUUACCAAAUACUGGGAGACCAUUUCAGUGCAUUCCUGGAUAUCGGGCCGAGGAAGCAGUGGAAAUGUUGAAGACCUUCUACAAACAGGAAAAUCCAAAUGGAAAGAUUAAAUUUCUUCUUGACCUGAGAGAAAUCCCAUCUUCUUAGUGAGAAGCUAUGCUGGCAGGAAGCCAAGGGGAACGCAGCUCGCCGCUUUGAAGGAUCUUCUCCUUAGGUAAGCCCACUACACUGCGCUGUGUUCUUUUAUCCUAAGCACAUCUUAUCUACUUCAUAAGCCUCAAGCAUUAUUUUACUCUUCCCUUCAAAGUCCUGCAUUCUCCAUGAAAUCUUUUCCAACUCCUCCAGCCCACAACGAUCGUUUUCUUCAAACUCCUACUUAGUGUCACAUAGUUUAAUCUCAAUUGGUCUCUAAUUAUAGUAAUUAGAUCAUAAGCUCCUCCAGAGCGAGGAUUUAGCCCAAUGCUAGGCCCAGAGGCGGUUUCGUGAUGGCUUUGCGGUUCUGGAUGGUUUCCAGUCAGCAGGACAAACGGGCGAAUUAGCGCUACCAAGAGAACGCUGUCUGGGCUUCCUGAACCGUACAGACCUCAGUCUAUAGGCACUUUUGCCAGGGCCAGGGCUGUCACUGCCAGAUAGCCCGGCAGCCAAGGGAAGCAUGACUUUGAGCCCCUGUGUUUUCCUCCAGCUCAUCUCUUCUCAUUUGGAAACUUACGUUUUGGACGUGGGCUUUGCGAUUUCCCAUUUUCAGGUUUGAGAAAUCAAGAAGCAGUAGAGGGGCAGAGGUAGAAAUUUUGUAUGUGCUUUGCUAGGACCUAACUUUCUUGUGGAGGCAUAACAAAUAAAAGAGAGGACACGUUGCAUAUUUCAGAGCAACUGAAAUGCUGUGUGGAGAUUGAUUUAUAGAACUUUCUUGCUAGAUUAGUCCAGAAACUGGAUUAAUAUUUUAAUCAUAUUCCCUUGAGAGGAAAAAGCAGCUGGUGAAAUUGUUGGAAGUGACAUGCCAAUCUGCAGAGAAACCGAGUGUGGUUUGGAGACCACCAUGGAAAUAGUAACUUCAGUCAUUAAGUGGGGAAUGAAAGGAAGAAAGAAACCAGAUAAGUUUUCCAGGAUCAAGAAGUUAUUUUUAUUAUAAACUAACCUUAGGGAGACCAUAAGAUUUAUUAUUAUUUUAACAUUUACAUUCAAAUACUGAUGGCUUUAUCGUUUCACUGCUGAUUACUCUUGGCAACAGCAGGGCUCAAUGGGUGCGUAGAACAUCCUUCAUCUUUUUAUUUUGCCGUUUGUGUAUACAGGCUCCAUUGUGCGGGCAAAGGGCAAAACACGGCACUGAGCACACGGUGGCACAAUUCAUGUCUUGAUACAGGAUUUCUCUUUCCCUGUGAACCUGACUUCCCAAGACCUGAAUUCUAGGACGUGCUACGAAUUCACUGGCAUCCUGAAAUCAAAAGGAAGAGGUCUUUUUCUUCUUUUGCUCCCUUGCAGACCUGGAUGACACCAAAUCUUUACAAUGGUCUCUAGCUGGCACGAGCAACAAGCAUCUGGCGUAUAACGUGUUGGGCUCUGGGAAAUGCAAUCUACUGCUUGGGAACUGCCCUCAGAUGGAAACUGAUGUUUAGAUUAUUACUGGGAAUUUGUUUGUGCUUCUGAAUUCUGUGGGAUUAAGGCUGGUGCUGUGAUAUUCUCAUGUGUUCUGUUGACCCUUAGGUAUUUCUUAAAAAGAGGGAAAUGAGAGUCUCAGGGCUGAAAUAAUCAAACUUUGGAGGUGCUAAGUAAGGCUCUACUCCGAUUAUACUGGCAGACGGCCCAGGGUGCAGCUGCUGAUGAAGAAUCCCAGAUUCCACCCGAAGGCCCAAAUACCACCUCUUCUGUCUGGAACUGAGUCAGUAAAAGGAAAUAGGGUAGGGCAGCAUUUUGGACUGAAAUUUCUCUGUGGGAGCAACAGAUUGAAUUGAUAAUGGGAGAAAGUUUGUAUUGUUAACUUUUAUAAGGUGGCCCAGUAAAUUUCAUGAAUUUUAUAGGACUGGCAUAUUAUUCGGCCCAUAUUUUCAUCUGGUGCUCAUUCUUCAUCCUGCUUGGUUGGAUAGCAUAGCUGAGCAGGGUCCAAGAUGAGAAAGAGAGGUGAGGCUGACUGACUGUGGCAUUGGGGCUAAUGUAAGUAAUGUCCUGACCUGUUUCAGCCCCUUCUGGAGGCCACAAUAGAGAGGCAUUCAUAAAAGCCCAGAGGGGAUGAAGUAGCCAUCUCUUUGACACCAGGAAAAUAUGGGGAAAGAGAAGGUAAGAGAAAGUAUGGAGAAAGUAGCUCCAUGAAGGAGAGGGUUCUCUCCCAUUCUCCCUUCCUGAUGAAGACAGCAUCACUGUGGCUCUGAUGAUUAAGUUUACCAGAUUAGUAAGAGAAAUAGAAAAAAAGGGAGGAAUUUUGGUGUCUAAGGGAGGGCGAGUCACUUCUCUAUUCAUGCUAUUCGUUAGUUAAGUGAAGAGCGUUGAUGUGUGUCUGUGCUAAUGGACAAAACUACACUGUGAAGUUAGAAGGCGCUUUGGAGUCUCAUAAGAAGCUGGGGAAGAUGGCUUGGAAGCAGCUGAGAAACACCGCUCUUGGCAUUUGUCCGAACCCCGUGUCCUCUCUCUCAUAAGUGACUUUUCCUCACAUUGGAAUGGAACAUCUGAGAUUCAGUUUUUGUUUUACACUGAGGUUGGAUAUGUGUUGUUCAAUACCAAAGGGCUGUUUUGAAUCAAGGCCUGGAAGCUCACCUCCCUUAGAUAGUGUUCUGUAUGGUCUAGCCUAGUUAGAAAUGAAGCUGACAGAACACCUGCUCGUUUGUUAGACUAACCAGUAAUGGCUAAUAUUCAUUGAGUCUUUAUUGCAUGCCGGGCACAGCUGUAAAGCCUUUGCACCUGUUACGUGAUCCUCGCAGCAAACUUCGGACGUUACUGUUCUUUUUCCCACGUAAGGAGUGAAUUAAUAGAGGUUCAUAAGGUUUAAUGUGCUCAAGAUCACAGAGCUAGUCAGGGGCAGAAGCAGAGUUUAAACUCUGAUUUAAAUUCCAAGUAGGAAAAGAACCAGAAGGAUGGUGAUUGUUGUUCCCGGCUCAUCCCUUCACUGGAACAAAAUACUAAAACUUGGGUUUAUUCAUGAGGCCAGCCUUUGGCAUUUUUCGGUAGGUAGUGAAUUUGCGUGUCUUUUUCUACCCUGUGUGUAUGUGUUUGUUUUGUAUUUAAAAAAAAUUUUUUUAACAAAGUGAAUCUUCUCGAAGGAAAAGAACUGUUUUUCUUGUGAGAAUAGAUCCUAGGGUACUUAUAAGAUUAAAAAAAUAUAAUUGGACCAUUAGCUUUGUUCUUUGCAAAAACUGGAAGUAAAAUUGCAUGAUUUUGUAAAAAAAUUUCAAUGAGACACGUCCUGUGAAGGAUCCACAGAUGAACUGCCAAUACCUUUGCAUAUUCUGUAUUGUUUCUUCAAAAUAAUAGCACACGUUUUCACUACUGUUGUUAUUAUUGUCACCAGAUAUUGUGCUAAGUGAUUUACAUGUGUUUUCUCAAAUUAAUACGUAUGUGAUAGGUUUUGCCAUCAUAUAUCACGUACCUACUAUCACAGCAAUGCUCCAUCACAAAAACCCACGAAAGCUCAGUGGCAUACAAAAAUAACUGUUUGUUUAUACAUCUAGAGCGAUUGGCUAAACAGAUCUGCCAAUCUUGGUGCACUGGCUCGUGACCCAUAGCAUUUGGCUGACUGAAGACUGAUCCUGCCUGGCCCUGGCUCAGAUGAAUGGGGCAAUGCAGCUCCUCCAUUUGUCUCUUAUCCUCCAGUGGGCUGGGCUGGGCAUGUUCUGGUGGUGAUUACAGAGCUGCAAGCUCUGAACAAGCCUGAUUGCAUAAAUCCAUUUCAACCUUC
This is a messenger RNA of Felis catus (domestic cat), 4461 nucleotides long. It is a transcript of the gene ADAT2, whose product is annotated as adenosine deaminase tRNA specific 2. Lineage: Eukaryota; Metazoa; Chordata; Mammalia; Carnivora; Felidae. Gene Ontology annotation, molecular function: tRNA-specific adenosine-34 deaminase activity; zinc ion binding. Gene Ontology annotation, biological process: tRNA wobble adenosine to inosine editing. The transcript has 6 exons. The record is from RefSeq and is a predicted model, not a curated record. The coding region runs from base 144 to 725 and encodes 193 amino acids. Gene Ontology annotation, cellular component: nucleus; cytoplasm.